Molecule: messenger RNA, 1034 nt
Organism: Argiope bruennichi
Lineage: Eukaryota; Metazoa; Arthropoda; Arachnida; Araneae; Araneidae
Product: acetylcholine receptor subunit alpha-like 2
Exons: 7
Coding region: 96-824 (242 amino acids)
Biological process (GO): monoatomic ion transmembrane transport; signal transduction; regulation of membrane potential
Cellular component (GO): postsynaptic membrane; neuron projection; synapse
Molecular function (GO): acetylcholine-gated monoatomic cation-selective channel activity; transmembrane signaling receptor activity
Source: RefSeq, a predicted model, not a curated record
AAACUCAUAUGAUAUAAUGAAUGGAAUCCGUUGAUUUAGAAACGCUAUAUAUUGAAACAUGUGCUAAGGCAUUGAGUUGACAAACCUUCUUUAACAUGGCAGCAUCCAGUUUCGCUCUCCUCUUGUGUUUAGCUAUUUCAGGCGUAUUAGCCGAUGAACAUGAAAAUACCGAAACAGAUUUGAGAAGGGCCUUGUUUAUAAACUACGAUAAGCUGGUGAGACCAGUCAGACAUGUAAACGAUGUCAUUCCAGUGCACGUGGCUUUGUCUCCUCUAAGAAUCAAGGAUGUAGAUGUGAAAGACAAAACUGUGAAACUAGAUACCUGGCUUUAUGUUAGAUGGGAAGAUGCGUAUUUGAGAUGGGACCCUUCUGAAUAUGGUGGACUAGAUCAAUUAUCCAUUUCUGCCGAUGAAGUAUGGAGACCUGAUAUAGCAUUAUACACAGCAUCUCCCGAUACAUCUUUAUUUCCAACUGUUCUCACGAAUGUCGUCAUCUUUCCCAAUGGCACAGUGUUGUGGGUUCCUCCUUUCACAUUCAAGUCUAGGUGUCCUCCUGUAGAAAAUCAAGUGACCGAAAAUACUUUCCAAUGUAUUAUCGAAAUGGGCUCAUGGACUUAUGAUGUGAGGAGAGUAACCGUGCAGGAACGUGAACAGGAUGUCCUGCAGGGAAUGGCAAGAGAAACCUUUAAAGAUACCGACGAAAAGUGGACAAUCGAAACAAUGGUUGCUCACAGUGAGCAAAAAUUGUACAGCUGCUGCCCGGAAAGAUAUUCUCAUGUAAAAUUUGAUCUACUGCUCAGAAAGAAGCCUCGCAACGACGAUUAAGUAUAUGCAUCUGUUUGCUAACUAUGACCUUCAAAUCCCUCGAAAAUUACAGAGGAAAUUCAAUCUUCGUCUUCGAAUGUGUUGAAAAUGCUUUUGUUGACGUGAAUUGUGGAAAAUUAAAAUUUACUGUAUAUCAUUAUGAAGCAGCAUUUCUGUAUAUUUCAGAUUUCAUAUUGUUUCCAUAUACGUGUAAUAAAACAUUGAGAUGUA